Molecule: messenger RNA, 473 nt
Organism: Myodes glareolus (Bank vole)
Lineage: Eukaryota; Metazoa; Chordata; Mammalia; Rodentia; Cricetidae
Source: RefSeq, a predicted model, not a curated record
UCCCAGUAGCAGCUGUGGUGGCUCAGUUCUUCUGUAGCUCUCCCCGUCUCCCUUUCGCUUCCGGAAACAUGGCCUCUGGUGUGGCUGUCUCUGAUGGUGUCAUCAAGGUGUUCAAUGACAUGAAAUUGUGCAAGUCUUCGACACCAGAAGAAGUAAAGGCACACAAGAAGGCGGUGCUCUUCUGCCUGAGUGAGGACAAGAAGAACAUCAUCCUGGAGGAGGGCAAGGAGAUCCUGUUAGGAGAUGUGGGGCAGACUGUGGACGAUCCCUACACCACCUUUGUCAAGAUGCUGCCAGACAAGGACUGCCGCUACGCUCUCUACGAUGCCACAUACAAGACCAAGGACAACAAGAAGGAGGACCUGAUAUUCAUCUUCUGGGCCCCUGAGAGUGCACCCCUUAAGAGCAAAAUGAUCUACGCCAGCUCCAAGUAUGCCAUCAAGAAGAAGCUGACAGGAAUCAAGCAAGGCUAA